AUGAGUUUCAAUCUACCUAAUCCUUGUCUUUUAGGUCUUCUAUUGGUAAUAUCCACUCAUAAUGGUCCCCAAUUGGUCUAUAAGUAUCCUCCUACAUUGAGUGAUAAUCCAAUUGAUAAUGAUCUCGAUGACGAUGAAUAUAAAGUUGAUGAUUUCUCCGAUGAAGAAAAUGAAGUACUCAAUGAAUGGGACUCUAAACAUUAUAAUUUCUAUAGUGGUACAAAGAAAGAUUUACUACUGUUCUUAGAUGAUCAGGAGAAGUUCAGGAAAUCCAAAAUGGGUCAUAAGUCAAAGAAAUCGGUUGAAUCUAUAAGUUUUGAUGAUAUGUUAAAGAAAACAGUUUCUGGAGUUUCUGAUCAAACUAAUAAUUCUAAAUCCAGUAUUCAAGUGGAUUCUUCAUCAGUGUUCGGUGUAGAGGAAGAUUAUCUUGUUGAAAUGUUGUGUCCACCUCGAGAAAUGUGUAAUUCAAGAUUUGAAAUCAAUAUCGAUGAUUUCAUUUAUAUGGGCUUACCUGUCCAUUGUAAUGAUAACGGUUCUUGGAAGAAGAAAAAUAAACUUGUAAGUAAUGAUGACACAAAGUUAGAUGAAUCUUUGGAUUCUCCCAAAAUUACUUCCAUGAAUAUGUUCCAUCUUGUGUUCAUUAUGAAUCCUCCAGUUAUUGAGAGUAAUUAUAGAAUUGAUGAAAUGUAUCAUUAUGUUGCUUCAAGAUUAUCUUUAGUGUUAAGGCAUGAACAACAGAAACACGAUUAUAUCUGGCAACAGGUGAAACUUAUAUCCAAGUUGAAACAAGAUUUCAAAAAUCAAUCAAACUUCAAUAAUCUUGAUUCUUUCUUAGGAGAGAAAUCUUCAUUAUGUAAGUUGAUUAUAGAUUGUUAUAAUUUCAUAAGUAAUUCCGAAAUUGCUAAUUUAUCCAUAAAUAAUAAGUUAAGAUCAUUUCAAAUCCCGGUCAAGACAGAAUUCCAUUCAUUGCCUCAACUGACAGUACCUUUUUUACCUGGAUCUCAUUUAUCUUCAACAGUAUCAUUAGUAGGGAAAACAGGAUUGAUCAAUGUAGGGGAAACAACCAGAUUUGGUAUGGAUAAUGCCAUGUCUAUGAUGAUGGGGAAUCUUGCUAAUCAAAAUAAUGAUAUAGGAGGUAUGGACAAACUUGAUGAAGAUGAUACUAAUUCAACAGCUGAUGAUAUAAUAUAUUUAGCACUUCUAUUACUUGAUGAUCCGGAAACUAUCAUAAAAGACAUCAAAGCUGAGUCGGAUUCUGUAUUGGCCAAUUUCAUCAGGAUGAUUAAGCCAACAGAAUCAUUAAUCAGAUUACAUUCCAAAUUGCAAAAUGAAACCAAUUCCUUGAUGUUGGACAUUGCACAAUUGAAAUCUUUCGCUUUCCAUUUGAUUUACUGGAGAAGAGCUAGAGUUAUACAUCCAUUGAACACUCGGUCAAUUUAUAUUGUGUCGCCAAUGGCACCUAUAACUAUCAAUAUGUAUAAUGACAUAUUAACAUUUAGCAAAACCUUCCCCAGUAUGCCAUCAUUAGCUCAGUUCUUGAAACUUUUAUCUUCACCUUCUAAGAAACCAAGACAAUUCAUGGCUAUCAUUCCUUCAAAAGAUCAUAAAGAUUUAUAUUUACAAGCAUUAAGUUGGUUAUUGAGACAUGGUUAUGUUACACAAUUACAUACAUUUAUAUGGUUGAAAGUAUCAAGAAAAGUGAAAAUGAAAGUUGAAGAAGAUAUGGAGAAUGAAAAUAACCAUAAGAAAUCCAAACCAAGAAUUUCUAAUAUCCAUGGCACUGAUAAUACUUCUAAAAAUACAAAGAACGGUAAUGUAAAUAAGCGAAUUAGUUCCAACCCAAGUUCUUAUGAAAGAGAUAUUGAUGAUAUAGCCAAUGGAAUUAAAGGCAUUAAUGGACCUGAGGUCAUUCUUGAAGAAGAUGAAGAUACUAUCAUUCUUGAUCCUGGUAGGGCCACGACGUUGGAAAGGAAAUGGAUUCAUAAAAUUGUUACUGAAGAAUGUAACUUAGCAUCAGAACUUGUGGUGAUAUUCUAUGAUAUUUUGAAGUAUAUGAAUGGUAAAACAUCUUUAGAGUUGUUAUUGUUAAGAGAAAAUAUCUCCAGAGAGGAUUUCCGAAGAUUAUUCUCCCAAAUAGAAGAUCAUAUCAUUUCAGUUCGUCAUUGGUAA
Messenger RNA from Yamadazyma jaroonii, 2169 nucleotides. The record is from the annotation of a GenBank genome assembly. Lineage: Eukaryota; Fungi; Ascomycota; Pichiomycetes; Serinales; Debaryomycetaceae.